Messenger RNA from Vespula vulgaris, 6292 nucleotides. Its product is annotated as discoidin domain-containing receptor 2-like. Gene Ontology annotation, molecular function: collagen binding; ATP binding; protein tyrosine kinase collagen receptor activity. Bases 1842 to 4652 code for a protein of 936 amino acids. Gene Ontology annotation, cellular component: signaling receptor complex. The transcript has 15 exons. Gene Ontology annotation, biological process: protein phosphorylation; cell surface receptor protein tyrosine kinase signaling pathway; positive regulation of kinase activity. The record is from RefSeq and is a predicted model, not a curated record. NCBI's taxonomy places the organism in Eukaryota, Metazoa, Arthropoda, Insecta, Hymenoptera, Vespidae.
UUCCCCCACAUUCUCUCUCUCUCUCUCUCUCUCUCUCUCUCUUUCUCUCUCCCACUCACUCUCUCUCCAAGUUCAAUCGAUCGUCCUGACAUAAACGUCCAUUAUUUGAUCGGUGGUUUUAACCGAGCGGCGAACGUGGGACGAUAAACGUUAACCACACUGUCUACGCCAUUUCCGUACUUCUUUUGAUCAUCUCCGUAUCAUAGAAUUAUAUCCCUAUCAUUCGACUCGUGUAACGUUUGAGAUAUUAACAACGGUUUGUGAUAAUAAUAACAAAAUACUGACAUAGAUUAACGACAAACUUUUAACGAGUCAUUGCUAUAGAAACCAGCUAGAGAGUCGAGUCGUUUCCUUGACAAUGGAAGUGGCAAAGAAGGAAGAGAAAGAGAGAGGAGUUGAGAAAAGCCUCGAAAUACCUUGACCGAGGAAAUCCGCACGCGCUUCUCAUGCAAACGACACAAGCGAUCCAGCCGGGUAAAUAAGCGAGCGCACCCCCAUCUUCCUUUGGCUCUUAUCCCCACCUCACGGCGUCUUCCAACUUGCUUUUCCGACUACAUCCGGAAACUCUGACAGGUGUCUACUUUCGAAACGAUUCUUGCACGACCGGUUAACUUUCUACCAGACCAUCCCCUCCUCACCCCUAGUUCAGGAUAAAAUUCAUUUUGCAAAGACGCUUACGCCAUUUUGCCACUCCCAGACUUCUCGUCUGUCGUGGAGUACCAAACAGGAGAUAGAAGCUAAGAGAUGGGGAAGUGCGUCGGACGAGUUUUCAAGAGUUUCGUGUACUUUCAACGUGGAAACUUUCCUAAGAUACUUCACUUCUUCGAUAUUAGAAAUGAUUUCAAUUUAUUUUCAUUUCAUUUUUUUUUUUUUAUUUCUCUCUCUCUUUCUGUCUCUUGAUAAUCUCGUAGCGAGAAACGAAAGAGUAAAUAUCUGAAGAACGUUGGAACAUAAGAAAGAAUCGAAAUGAUUCAACAUAGAGAUCGUUGUAGUCAUCGGAAGGGUAAGAAGAUGUCGGAGAGUACGACCUCGAACGUACGCGAGGUAAGCAGAAAUGAUUGGCCGCGUAGGCGGCCUCGGCCUCGGCCUCGUUUAGGUGGAGAACGAGGAAGAAGCGAUGCUUGGCUAACGGAGAAGAGGGGUGCAGUAGGAUUUUGCGCAGUGAGUUACCCCGGCCACGAUCGGACCUCUCUUAUCCCCCGCCGUGAGCCACCAACGAACUCAGGUGGGGGAUGAUGUUGCCGCGGAUGCUGGCUCCACGUCGUAGACGGACGAAUCUCGCGUCAGUGCGGAUCAGAAGCGGACACUCGGGAUCGUGGUAUUUCUCGACACUUUCCAGCGCGUUCAAAGUUGCACUUAGAUCUUGAGUCUCUUCUUCUAAGUGAGAUUCUAAUCGACAAAUACAGUGGAAGAAAAUACAAUAGAAAAGAGCGAACGAGAGAAGAAGAAAAUAGAAUUUUUGUGGAAGGAGAGAAAUCAUCAUCGAAAAGAAAAGGAAGAGAUCGAGAGUUUCCAACUCUCCAGCUGAGCUGUCGCGUCGAUGCCGCGUAUCUCGUGCUUGGAUAGCGCGGGACCUCGUCUCGUUUCGAGGACGAACAAAUUCCUGAUAACAGUAGUAUCAUCGAACUCGUCUUACUUGAGUCCUGCACCAUGACGAGCUCCUCUCUCGAUGGAUCCAACGUGCUCCACCGUCGACCGACUCCUACGAUUUCGCUGCUCCUGGCAGCCUUGGAUUUCUCGUCCUUGAACGAGUAAUGACGAUGAUAACUCUUCACGUCUACUUAUCAUGCGCUAUAAAAUAUCACGAGGCAAUGCUACAGUAGAAUAUCGAAUCACAUAUCAUGGAGGCAGUAGUUAUUUUCAUAGGAGUCCUUACUGUACUGGUUUUAUGCGUGAACGAACCUGUCAAAGGCAUUCCCGGACAGUGUAUGUUACCUCUCGGCAUGGAAGAGGGAAGGAUCCCCGACGACGCUAUUACUGCGUCUUCAAGUUACGAGAUGAAAUCUGUGGGGCCGCAAAACGCAAGAUUACGGCACGAAAAAAAUGGCGGAGCUUGGUGUCCAAAAGCACAAAUUAGCAGUGCUAUACGAGAAUAUUUGGAAAUCGAUCUUACGAAAGAUCAUCUUAUUACGUGGACUGAAACUCAAGGACGUUUCGGUAACGGUCAAGGUCAAGAAUACGCCGAAGCAUUCUUUCUCGAAUAUUGGCGCGAUUCAAAGUGGCAUCAAUAUAAAAAUCUUAAAAGAGACAAAGUAUUACGAGGAAAUAGCAAUACAUAUUUGGUAGAGAAACAGAAAUUAGACUUACCGUUCGUAGCGAGCAGAGUACGAUUUGUUCCGUACAGCCAACAUCCUCGUACCGUCUGUAUGCGUGUAGAAAUUUAUGGCUGUGUGUGGGAACAACAUAUCGUAAGAUACGUAACACCCGCGGGUGAUUCAUUCGGACCAAACGGAUCCAACGUGGAGGAUUCUUCCUAUGACGGUACAGAGGCUGAUGGUAUUUUAAGAAACGGGCUUGGUCAAUUGAUCGACGGGAUUUUUGCGGACGAAUCCGAAGCGAUGACCUCUUCCAGCGGCACGAAUUGGGUCGGAUGGAGCAAUCGAGAUAGCGUACAAUUGAUCUUCGAGUUUGACGAUGUCCGCGAAUUUGUCAACUGUACCAUGCACGUAGCGAAUUUACCACAACACGAUAUCGAGAUAUUCUCAGAGGUUUCUGCAUGGUUCUCUCUUGAUGGUAUUGAUUAUAAUCCAACGGAAGAGACAUUGCGAACAACGGAUGAUAUAAAAACCGGCACUAGUCUUUCAACGAUCCUGUUACCAACGCGAAUUGGCAAAUUUGUUAAAUUGGAAUUUAAACCCAAAUCGAAAUGGUUACUCCUUAGCGAGAUCACUUUUGAAACAGUUGUAGGUACAAGGAAUUUAUCGAAUGAGUCGACUAAUCAAAUAAUCGACGAUGACGUGAACGACAUAGAAUUGAGCGUAGACCUUGCUGAUAAAACCAACAACGAUUUCAACGAGACGAUUUACGAACAAAAUGAUUCUAACUUAACACCCGACGCCUUUCCGGUUAAUAAUUCUCAAACUUACAUCGGUCUCGUGAGUGGUACAUUGACAGUGAUCGCCUUGCUUCUAACUUGUACGAUAUUUUUAAUGAAACAAAGAGGACGCAACAAAGUGGCUCUGUUGCAAAAACACACGGCUUUGUUGUGUGGUUCCUCAGCACCAGGUAUCACGAUCAACAUGAAAGACGUUAAAUUAGCUACUCCAAUCGUUGUUAAUGGCUUGUCUCAAUCACGAUUAUCAGUCAAAAGCAAAACUCUUACGAAUGACGACGAAAGUAUCCGUGGUACAACCGAGAGACGUAAUUCAGAACGAAUUUACGAACGCUCCAGCGCCUACGAAAAAACCUACAAGGUUUUCUCGGAAGACAAUCAUAUUUAUGAUGGGAGAUCUCAUCAAAGUGAAUUAUUAUCGUCGAUAGAUUAUAAUGCCGAAUACUCUGACUUUAACAGCGAGUGUAACUUUUCAAGUUACAAGUUAGGAAAUCGCGUGGUGUCGACGCCUUUUCCGGUAAAGAAAUCAAAAUCGACACAAUCGGGAAAAAUCAAUCAUAAAGUUUACGAAGGCUAUUAUGCUGCGACCGAUAUUCUCACGAUCAAAACACGUGAACAAUCUUCCGUAUUCAGUCUCUUUACACCUUUACAUAUUAGAGAUAACACGCACUGUGCCAAUAAUCGAGAUUCUUGCGACAUUCCACGGAUUUCUAGACAUAGAUUAAGAAUCCUUGACAAGCUUGGCGAAGGAAGUUUCGGAUUGGUACAUCUUUGCGAAGCUAAAGGUAUUCAAAAUCCAGAUGUUGGGAGUAUACGAAAUCGACAAGUUGUUAUAGUUCGGUCCCUGUGGCGUGGAGUCGUAGAUUCUCUGAAGAAAGAUUUCACAAACGAUAUGCAUUUUUUGGCAACCAUUCGUGAUGUUAACAUCGCAAGAAUAAUCGCUCUGGUCGAGGAAGAACCUUUCGGUGCUGUGUUUGAAUACGGCGAGCUGGGAGAUCUUCCAAGUUUUUUGGAAGAUCGCCGCAAGUCUGAAAACGAUGCAUCACUAAGCUACGAAUGCUCUUUAAAUUUCAUCAUGCAAAUCGCCUCAGGAAUGAAAUACCUCGAAAACUUGAACAUACCCCAUCGCGAUUUGGCAGCCAGGAAUUGCAUCGUUAAUCAAAAUUUAUCAGUAAAAGUGUCCGAUCAUGCGAUGUAUUGCAACAAAUAUGAUCACGUGUAUUACGUUGAUGGAUGUUAUAAAAAAAUUCCGCUUCGUUGGAUGGCCUGGGAAGCGGUAAUAUUGGGUAAACAAUCUUGUCGAGCUGAUAUUUGGUCGUAUGCGAUAACGGUCUGGGAGAUCUUAACAGGAUGCAAGGAAAUACCCUACUCAGAUUUGACCUCGGAACAAGUAUUGGAGAAUUACGAUCGUUGGUAUAAUCAUACGGGCUACAAUAGCAGUGGUACCAGUGAAAAGAAUCAACCUCGAGUAUUGUCCCAACCUUUGUGCUCCUCCGCCGAUUUAUAUCACAUGAUGCUCAAGUGUUGGAGUAAACAGCCCGAAAACAGACCGACGUUCGAGGAGAUCUACCUCUAUUUAAAGAGACUGGCUUUCGAUUAAAAAAGAACGCUCCAUGAGACUCGCUCUAGCAGCGCGGACCAAAUUAAUUACAAUCAGCCAAGAUGCAUCCUACUUAUUUGCCUCUAUCUUUCUAUUACGAUGAUCGUUCAAUUAUUAUUCCUCUCAUGUGUGAAUUUCACUUACACGUCAUCAUUCACACUUCUCCUUUAACGUAGGAUGCUCUGGCCCUUAACAUAUAAUGCUCAUCUAGGUUUAUCUAAUUCGAUCCUCUAUUAUUAUAAUACUUAUAAAAUUAAGGAUUCGGAUAAACAGAAACUUUUUUAUAAAAAUUAGUGUGAUUGUUCUUCAUUUUAGCAUUUGUGAUUUGAGAACGUCUCACACGCUUUUCAUAUAACUAAUAUCGUAAGAUGAUAGUUUAAUAAUGAUAUCCAGUUCUCGCGCAUUAUUAAUAACCAUUUUAACUUUUAAAUGCUGCAUGCGUUUAAUUGAACGGCCUCGCGUAUUUAAAUUCGAAAAUAGAAACUUAAGUUCGGCCGUUGAUAUGACGAACCUGCAUGUGCGCGUGAACUUAAUAUUAAUAUUAACAUAUUUCGAAUCGUUACAUUUUUGCCAAUUCCAUUGAACAUAUUACUAAAAUAUAGUAUAUACGAAAGUAUAUAGCGAAAGUAAUGCUAUAAAGAAAUGGGAAAACUAUCUAAUAUAUAUACAUAUACAUAUAUAUAUUAGAUAGAAAAAAAUAUAUAUAUUCAUAGCUUUCUAUAUGCAUAUACAUACGUAUACAAGUGUACAUGCAUGUCGAUGCAUAGAGAAAGUAGAUAUAUAGCUAAACAAUUCUGCGAACUAUCGUCAUCUUCUUGCUAAAACUAAAACUGUGGCUCUUUAGCAUGUAAUUUUUAUAAGAUUAUCAUUGAAUGGCCGCCUUGUAUAUGCGAGAGUCCUUCGAUCGUGCACUUAGUCACAAGAAAAUAAAACUAUAAAAAGGAUUAUUUUUUCCUGAAUCCUCAAUGUAAGUAAAAGCAAAAUCGUCAAGCGAAUAAUAAUAAUAAUAAUAAUAAUAAUAAUAAUAAUAAUAAUAAUAAUAAUAAAAAUAAUAAUAAUAAUAAUAAUAAUAAUAAUAAUAAUAAAAAAUAAAUCUUCACUUCUGGACCUUUUGCCUUAAUAACGACGAUUGGGAAGGCAAAAUACUUCGUUGACUUUUUCUCGGACCUAAGGAACGAAGUACGCCACUAUAGAUGAAAAUGGACAAUCAAGUUUGCAAAGUUAUCGUUUUAUAAAUUGUGCAAUAUUUUAGAAUACUAAAUGUUAAUUAAUUUACUAAGACAUUGUUUCCAAUCUCAUUCGUUUAAAAACUUUAACUUCUUCAUCGAAUGGUAUUAGGUAUUAUAUUAUUCCUUAUAUUGUCGAUGUAUACAGCGCGGAUGAAAAAAAAAAAAAGAAAAAAAAUUAAAAAGGAGCGUAAAAAUCGGCACGCGUAAUGCGUAAGCAUAUUUAUGCGGGCCCACGCACCUACACAUUUCUCUAUGAUGGUAACUAUUUUAUCGACUUUUAUCAAACAUUUCAUAGGCUCGUAGGUAUAGUAAUCCAAAUUUGUAAUAUGAGUCAUGUGUAUCCCAUUAAAAAUUAUAUUCUUAAUAUUUCCAGUGUUAUAAUCAAUAAAAAUUGUUAUAUCAUGUAAAUAA